Molecule: messenger RNA, 3941 nt
Organism: Verruconis gallopava
Lineage: Eukaryota; Fungi; Ascomycota; Dothideomycetes; Venturiales; Sympoventuriaceae
Exons: 1
Coding region: 330-3890 (1186 amino acids)
Cellular component (GO): nucleus
Molecular function (GO): ATP-dependent chromatin remodeler activity; chromatin binding; ATP binding
Source: RefSeq, a predicted model, not a curated record
GACCUCCACAACCCGCGCAUUUUCGCUCUUUUCACGUGCUUUACUUUGCUGAACUUAUCCGCCGUACAGAUAUCCAUUUUGCGCUCGCUCCAGGCCAGGCCCAGCGGCGAAGCCAGUCCGAUACGCGCCGGAUUUUCUCGCCCGCUGCUGGAGUAGUGUACCGCUAGUCGCAGCCUUCGAGCCGUGAGAAACAGUCGACACCCUAACUCCCCCCAGUACCACUUCGCAACCAGAAUCUCGUCGUUGCGCACGCGUAUUCCAUGCAUGAGCGCUUCAUUGAUUCGUUCUUACUUCUGCCUCUUGUCUGUUCCUGCCUCUAGAGGUCGACAAUGGACUCAGAUCCAAUCGAAUCCUCGCCCCUGCAGCCGCCGCGGUACGCAAACAUGAUGUCGGACGAAGGCGACACAAUUGCAACCCAGCCUCUGGACCGGCCAUAUGUUCCUCACAUUCGCACUCCGAACAGCUACAUAACUCAGCCCACGCAGCCUGUUCGCACGCCUCCCCAGUCAGCCGUGCAACUGUCGCAAAUACAAGUUCCGGCGUCAUCCUCGCCACCGACCGGCCCAAUGUUCAGAAAUCCACCUCAAAUGCGACCACAACCUCCGUACCGACCGCAACCAACCUUCUACAACCCCAUGAUGAUGGCUCCUCCCGGGACAGCGCCUCGGUUUCCCGGAUUCCUGCCGCAGAACUACAAUGCCAGCUCGCAGUCGCAGUCGCAGCCGCAGACCCAGUACUCGGACUUUGGAGAUGCUGAUGGUCAGGUCUCGGAAUCCGAUGAUGAGCUACAUGCCGCCGACAUUCCUCCCUCCUUUCGCAAUGGCCGAAGUCUCGGUCAGGAUCAGUUCAGACAGUCCAUUGCCGGUUUUGGAUAUAACCCGAACGCCCAACAACCUAGUGUAGUGACGAAAGGCAGAAGCACCCCGCAUAAACGUGCGCCAGAUGACAUGAUAUCGUCCUACGGCAACGUGUCGCGGCCGGCAAAACAGCAACGCACGAACGCGCCUGUGGCUCGCCCACGGCAACCUUCUGUCAGGCGAAUCAGGUUUCCUACCAUUCACGAUAUCCCUGACAUCUCGCUCCAACAAAAAGUUAGGAACAUCCAACUGAUCGCUUCUCACAAGUCGAUUGACGAUAUCGUUCGCGCUCUUGAGGUGAAGAAGGGCAACAUGGACGAUGCUAUCGACUGGCUCAUGGACGAUGAAGCGCAAAAGGCUGCUAGUCAGUUUGUCGAUAUGACUGGCGGCGACGAAGAUGCAGAUGGAUCAACGGACUCGGAUGUGGAGAUUGCAAAAAGCUCAAAACCGACGGCUAAUCGUAAUUUUGAGGCACAUAGAGCAGGCAUUGGUGCCUAUUCGAAGCUUCAGCAACAGCGAAAGCCCCCCACGCAGGCCGUGGAUUCUGAAUUGAGUCCACCGCGCAAGCCAUUAAGUCGAUUGAAAACCGGAAUUCGGCCCGAGCGGUCACGCUCGACCUCCGCACAACCGGUGGUCGCACCGGCGUCUGCUGUUCGCAAAACGGCCCGCCGCGUUGUUGACGACGACGACGAAGAGAGUGACGCCGACGGGCAUGAGACUGACGUCGAGCCUGAAUUGCCUGUUAUCCAACGUGAGUCUGUUGAGGACAAGGUAUUCAAGUUCUUACAGGAGUGCACGAGCAAGGAGCUGGUGUCGAUGAUUGACUGCAAGCCCGAAGACGCUGAAUUUCUUCUUUCCAAACGUCCUUUCAAGACGCUUGAUGCUGCCCGACUUGUGAAUCGACCUGUUGUACCUGGAAAGCGUAGAGGCGGCACCCAGCGCCCGCUUGGUGAUCGUCUUGUUGAUCAAAUAGUGUCUACAGAGGAGAGUUUGCAGGCGGUGGAUCGUGUUGUGGAUCGGUGCCAGCAGUAUCUGGAAGAUGUCCGGCAAAAGAUGAACGGACUGGGCAUUGACAUGUCAAAAUCCGUAAAGGACGACGGACUCAACGUUGCGUCCUUCGACGAGGCGGGUAAGGAGUCCCCUAAGGUGGAUUCCGGAACGGGAACCCCGACGCCAAACACGAGCGUCAGGAUCGAGCAGCCGUCGAUAAUGAGCAAGAAUCGUACGCUCAAGGAUUACCAACUGGUUGGCCUCAACUGGCUCGCCGUCAUGUACAGCUUGCGAAAAAGAUGGGCAAAGCAGAAUGGAUGCAUACUUGCCGACGAGAUGGGUUUGGGUAAGACGUACCAGAUCAUCUCCUUCAUAUCGCAUCUAUUCGAGACGGGCGAGCCAGGAAAACAUCUUGUCGUCGUACCCUCGUCGACGCUCGAAAAUUGGCUGCGUGAAUUCCAGCAAUUCUCGCCAGAGCUGCAUGUGGAGCCGUACUAUGGAAAAGCCGCGCAACGAAAAGAACAACAGUACCAGAUCGAAGAAGCAGGUGAUGCAGUCAAAGUCAUUGUCACCACGUAUCAAAUCGCUGCGAGUGACAAGGAUUGCGCGUGGCUGAGGAAGACCAAGUUUACGUCGUGCAUCUUCGAUGAAGGACACAAACUGAAGAACGCGAAAUCGAAGGGCUACCGAGCUCUCAGCAAGAUCAGGGCCGGUUUUCGCCUUUUCUUGACUGGCACUCCACUUCAGAACAAUCUCCAGGAGCUCAUCUCUGUCCUUGCGUUCAUCAUGCCGACCUUAUUCGAGGAUGCUGAAGACGAUCUACAACUGAUUUUCGACUGCAAAGCGAAGACGACGGACUCUGAUCACGGUGUCCUGCUAGCUUCCCAGCGCACGAACCGCGCCAAGGAAAUGCUUAAGCCGUUUAUCCUUCGUCGUACCAAGGAUCAGGUGCUCAAGGACCUUCCACCAAAGACCAAUCGUCUAGUUUACUGCGACAUGACCGAGAGGCAGCGAGAGGUCUACGAUGAAUACACUCGAUACCACGAGGAAGCUCUGGCAGACCGCAGGGCAGGCAAGAAGAUUGAAGAGUCUGGCAAAUUUCCUCAUCUUCAAGACAGGCGAUCUGCUGCCAUACAUCCUCUUCUGCGUCGUAAAAUAUACCAAAAUGAGGACAUUAGAAAACUAAUCGUCCCGAAAAUCGAUCGCAAGGGCAGGCCUUGGGGUGGGAAGAGCGACGAGACGAUCUUCGAGGAGUUAACCUGGGCCUCGGACUGGGAGCUGCACGAAAUCUGCGAAAAGUACAAGAUCAAGAAGCCUGGCCCAUUGAAGAACAAGGAAUGGAUGGAUUCUGGUAAAGUUACGAAGCUGAUUGAGCUACUGCGUGAGCACAAGGCAGCUGGCUCUAGGACGCUUAUCUUCAGCCAGUAUGCGAAGGUGCUGGACAUCUUGGGUAGAGUGCUUGAAACCGAGGACGUAACACAUGUUCGACUAGAUGGCACGACCCCGACAGAAGACCGGCUCGCGCUGAUUGACAAAUUCAACGAAGACCCGUCAAUACAGGCCUUCAUGAUCACCACGCGUUCUGGCGGCGCAGGAAUAAAUCUAGCGACUGCAGAUAAGGUCAUCAUCUUCGAUCCUUCCUUCAACCCGCAAGACGAUGUUCAAGCUGCCAACCGCGCCCACCGCAUUGGCCAGACGAAACCCGUCGAGGUCGUCACGCUCGUCACGAAGGGAACGAUCGAAGAGCAGAUCUACAAGCUGGGUCUGUCGAAGCUUGCACUCGACCAGCGUGUGGCCGGCGCUGACGACGAUGACGGCGAUUCCGGGAGCUCAAAGGUCGCGGAGAACAACAUGAGGAAGAUUGAAGACAUGUUGAUGAAGGGCCAGACGACGCCUCCGGAAGAAGAGAGCGACGCAGAGCCCGUCGCUGCGGCAAAUGACGACCGUGUCAAGAAGUCUGACGAGUCGAAGGAGGAUGUCAAGGACGCAUUCAAGGGUGCAAUGGAGGCUAAAGGCGUGACAUUCGCAGAGGAACAGUCGUGAAGACAAUAGAGACGACAGCGCAUGAGGUCUUUUUUUUUUUUUUUAAAAAAA